UUCCGCCGCUGCAACAACCAACACCAACAGCAGCAGCAGUAGUAAGACUGAGUCACUCACUUGCAAUUUCAUCAUCAUCAUCAUCAAGAAUCUUUCACUCUUCUUCUUCUUCAUCAUCAGAAUCAAGUGCUGUGUGUGUGCUACUUCAACCAAAAGCACUUUCUAACUUGUUUCUAUGUAGACACCGACAGCACCAGCACAUUCUCAUAUUGAUCAUAAUAAUAACAACAGAAUGGGGUGUUUACAUUCAAAAACCGCUCAUCUUCAAUCUCCUGAAGACCCUCCCACUGACUUACCAGACCCCAACAAGCCCGAUCCAGGUGAUGGGGUUGGUGGUGAUGAUGGUGAAGAGAGUGAGGUUCCGGCAUUCAAAGAGUAUAGUUUAAGUGAACUGAGAAGGGCGACAAAUGAGUUCAACGCAAAGAACAUAGUUUCAGAGAGUGGAGAGAAAGCUCCGAACGUUGUGUACAAAGGGAAGCUUGAGAACAAUCGCUUCGUUGCUGUUAAGCGUUUCUCCAAACUUUCUUGGCCUGAUGCUCAGCAGUUCAUGGUAGAGGCUGCUGGAGUUGGGAAAGUGAGGCACAAGAGACUGGUGAAUCUAAUUGGCUGUUGCGCCGAAGGAGAUGAGCGGCUCUUGGUAGCCGAGUUUAUGCCAAAUGAUACUUUGUCAAAGCAUCUCUUUCAUUGGGAUAAGCAACCGUUACCAUGGGAAAUGCGUGUUAGAGUUGCAUACCAUGUUGCUCAGGCAUUGGAUCAUUGUAGCAACGAAAACCGGAAAAUAUAUCAUGAUCUGAAUGCCUAUAGGAUUCUCUUCGAUGAGGAUGGUGAUCCCCGUUUAUCUAGUUUUGGGCUUAUGAAAAAUAGUCGAGAUGGAAAAAGCUACAGUACUAACUUAGCAUAUACCCCACCUGAAUUUUUGCGAACAGGUAGGAUAAUCCCUGAGAGUGUGAUUUACAGUUAUGGAACUGUUCUUCUGGAUCUUUUGAGCGGCAAGCAUAUUCCUCCGAGCCAUGCACUAGACCUAAUUAGAGGGAAAAAUGUAUUGAUGUUGAUGGACUCGUCCCUCGAAGGGCAAUAUGCAAAUGAUGAUGCUACAAAGUUGGUUGAGCUUGCUUCAAAGUGUCUUCAGUUUGAGGCUAGAGAACGACCCGAUAUCAAUUUUCUUCUUACUGCAGUUACACCCCUUCAGAAGCAGAAAGAGGUAGCAUCACAUGUGUUAAUGGGCCUUACAGUGAAUAAUACACCGGUGCUUCCGACCAUACUUUCUCCCCUCGGAAAGGCGUGUGCGAGAAUGGAUCUUACUGCGGUGCAUGAUAUAUUGUUAAAAACUGGUUAUAAAGACGAAGAAGGUGCAGAAAAUGAGCUUUCUUUCCAAGAGUGGACACAACAAGUGCAAGAUAUAUUGAACACAAAAAAGUUUGGGGAUAUUGCAUUUAGAGACAAGGACUUCAAAAAUGCAAUUGAGUAUUAUUCUAAGUUGGUGGUUAUGAUGUCGGUUCCUUCUGCAACCGUGUUUGCAAGGAGAUCCUUCUCCUACUUAAUGAACGAUCAGGCGGAACUUGCGUUACGCGACGCCAUGCAGGCGCAGGUAUGCAUAUGUGAUUGGCCAACUGCGUUCUACCUGCAGGCUCUGGCUCUCUCGAAGCUGGGAAUGGACACAGAUGCUCAGGACAUGCUUAAUGAUGGAGCAGCCUUUGAAGCCAAGAGGUCUAACAGUUGGCGUGGCUAGUAAAAUGCUAAUUUUGCUGUUCUUUGCUCACUAAACUAGAAGAGUGGCAUUUUGAUGUAAUUUGUACUUUCGUAGAAUAGAGAAUAUGUAGGGUUCUAAUUUAGGGUGGCCAAGAAAACGAAUUCCUUUAUAAGAUUUUAUCAAGGGAUGUUAGAGUAUAGAUUUUCCAAUACAAAUGAAUCCUGUAGCAUGAAUUUUCUCCAUAUGAAAAUAAGUUCUUUUAUGUCA
Arachis duranensis is the source of this 1957-nucleotide messenger RNA. RefSeq names its product serine/threonine-protein kinase BSK2. The transcript has 10 exons. Bases 233 to 1729 code for a protein of 498 amino acids. Gene Ontology annotation, molecular function: ATP binding; protein binding; protein kinase activity. Gene Ontology annotation, biological process: brassinosteroid mediated signaling pathway; protein phosphorylation. NCBI's taxonomy places the organism in Eukaryota, Viridiplantae, Streptophyta, Magnoliopsida, Fabales, Fabaceae. The record is from RefSeq and is a predicted model, not a curated record.